CGCGCAAAGACUCGUCUUCUCUCCCGUGUUCGCGAACGACGCGCGCGCGCACACAUUUACGUGCGCGCGCACGCACGCACAGGCCGGGUGUCGCUUCCACAGCUUCCGUUUAAUUUGCGUGAGGAAAAAAAAAAUAGAAAGUGCUUGUUCGUUCCACCGCUUGUCGCUCGACUCGUCGCCUGUUCGCUGAAGCGAAGGGGAGCUUGGCUCGUACUCGGGGGGUAAUUCUGUCAGUGUGAUGUGGGGAAAAAUCCCCACCGACACUUUUGGUUUGUGUCUCUUCAGACGCACUGCAACAGGAAGCGUGUGUCGAACUCGAAAUGAUUUGCUGCUCUUACAUGAUUUAUUCAUUUGCUCGACGCCUUUCCCCCCCCCAACUUCUCUUCGACGUCGUUCAGCUUUAACUUAAACUUGUUUAAGCUGCCCACGUUUAUUUACCCAAUGCGGCUGGGUACUUUUUACCAGAGCGAUUUAGAGUAAGUUUUGUUCAGGUACUGCAGCAGCCUGAGGUGGAGGAAUUGGGAACUUCACUUCACUUCACUUCACCUCACCUCACCUCACCUGUGCCCUGCUUCGACUCCAAGCCAAGUGCGCAGAUCUAGCAUGAUGGCAGCGGCUAUGGCCAGCGAGGUGCCUCUGAAGAAAAGAAAGUUUGAUAGCCUGAGCAUGGGAGGCACAGAGGACCACAUUUCUUGCUCCUUAUUCAGCACCUCCAAUCUGCUGCUCCACAUCCCCCCCCACUGCAACUCUAGCCUCCCCGUGUGGCAGUGCAUGCGUAGGGGCCAGGUCAAAGUGGCGUGGAACGAGACGCCGUACAGCAUCAACAUCUGUAUCACCCCUCUCGCCGUGCCCCCCGUACGGCCCCCCCUGCGGGACCAGCCUCCGGGCCCGCUGAGUAGUGCGCCACCAGCCAUGCCGCACAAAGGGGCAGAAGCUCAGAGGAUCACAGAUGAUCAUCCACAGCCAGCGGUGUUGUCCCACUCCCAGACCAUAACCGUGCUAUCGCCUCACUCUCUGUGCUCGGUGGCCCUGGUCCAGCCUCUAAAUAUGGGCCACUUGCUGCCCCGCCCCCAGGACCUGCCCUUAGUUCCAGGCAGCGGUGAUGCCCCCGCACCAAAAAGCGGGGCCAAGCCAGCCGGUGGACCCCCCGUCGCACUGAUCCAACCAGUGCCCAAGGCGGAGUGGGUUCAGCAGGCCUACUUCCACACCCGAUCCAUGGAGCGCGUGAGCAUCUGUGACGAUUUCCUCUUGGGUUGCUGCCCGAACCGGUCCGAUUGCGCCCAGCACCACACGCCAUAUCCAUUUCACUGGCAGCUGCGGCGCCACGACACCCACCAGUGGAUCAGCACCUCGCACACAGCCCAGCUCAAGCUGGAGAGGCUGUACUGUGACGUAGAGCGGGACCACGCCCGGCUUAGUGACACGACAAAAGAAUUCACGCUGCACUUUGACACGAUGAUGAUAAAGAACUCAGAGCGGUACGAUGCAGCCAGAAGACUCUCCAACACCAGUGACCCAAAGAGGAACCCCCACUUUCCCACUGAGUGGAAGUUCUGCUGGAGGGACUGCUUCACCUGGCAGUGCUACCGAAAUGAUGUGUCCAAAGAGCUGCUGACCAAAAUGGAAGCUGGAGAGACAUGGUGUCGCUUCUUCAUUGGGCAACAAGAGUACGAGGUGGACUUGACCAACCUGACCCAGAGGAAUCUCUCCACAGGAUACGAGCGCAAAGUACGAUGCAGGCCCACCUUCCGCUCGCCUCUGUCUAUCAAAUCACACCUAAGAACGGUCAUCCUUAGUGAAGCGUCCCAGUCCAGCUGCCAAGUCCACCCCAACUUCAACUUAGACCCCCUGGCAGAAUUCCUCAGCUGGUACCCACCUGUGUGGACUCCAGUUCACAACAAGGAUUUUAGCCUGGUGGAGGUGCCGUUCGGGACAGAGGUGUACCAGAAAGUUCAUGGCUCAUUUCACAGCACCAUGUUGGAGACCAAGGUGGAGAUAGUCAGCAUACAGCAGGUCCAGAACAUCUUCCAGUGGGACAAGUAUCGGAGGCAGAAGGAACACAUGCUGAACCGCCACCCACAUCUGAGAGACACCCUAGAGAGAUACCUCUUCCAUGGCACCACCGAAGAUGCCGCCAAGGACAUUUGCUGGAACAACUUCGACCCGCGGGUUUCAGGGAAGAAUGGCGUAGUGUACGGCCAUGGCAGCUACUUUGCCCGUGAUGCCAGCUACUCCGACUCCUAUGCCCAGGCGUCAACCAAAAGCCCUUACAAGCACAUGUUCUUAGCCAAGGUGCUGGUGGGAAACAUGAGCCUAGGGAAAAGAAAGUAUUGCCGUCCGCCACCACUCGAGGGCAAAGUGGGCAGGUACGAGGCCUAUGACACUUGUGUGAACCACCUCAACGAUCCCACCGUCUUCGUGGUGUUUGACAAUUGCCAGUGUUACCCCUACUACCUCAUAAAGUACAAGCCACUAUCUGAUUCUCUUGAUGCUUUCAAGUGAAUAUUGCAAUAAACUGGUAACUAAUCCUUAUGUAAAGCUAUAUAGCAAAAGGAUCUGAUUCUGAUACGUUACGUGCAGUCUCGUGCUUUUGUGCAUACCCAGCAUGAAGUAAAAAGUUUCCAUUUCCUGCCACCUACUGGCUACAGUCUAGAGCUCCUUUUCCGUGCUCCUCCGAUGCACUGAAGAGCGCAGCCGAUGUUUCUGCAGUGAAGGAAAAGGAUCUCCAGCCUGCUCCUAGUGGGCAUGAAACCACACAUUGCCAAAGCUUCAGACAGAGAGUUAUAUGUUAGGCACCACUUUAUCAUGAGGGAAGAGUAUCCCACCAAAUUAUAUUAUGGUAAAUUAUGUUGACUUAAUAUAUUGUAUUGAAAUUCUCAGUACUGUAUUUUUCAUUUACAAUGUUACUGAAAGAA
Molecule: messenger RNA, 2915 nt
Organism: Scleropages formosus (Asian bonytongue)
Lineage: Eukaryota; Metazoa; Chordata; Actinopteri; Osteoglossiformes; Osteoglossidae
Product: protein mono-ADP-ribosyltransferase TIPARP-like
Exons: 6
Coding region: 604-2502 (632 amino acids)
Cellular component (GO): nucleus
Molecular function (GO): NAD+ poly-ADP-ribosyltransferase activity; metal ion binding
Source: RefSeq, a predicted model, not a curated record